Dichomitus squalens LYAD-421 SS1 is the source of this 3201-nucleotide messenger RNA. RefSeq lists its product as uncharacterized. Lineage: Eukaryota; Fungi; Basidiomycota; Agaricomycetes; Polyporales; Polyporaceae. Gene Ontology annotation, molecular function: histone acetyltransferase activity; RNA polymerase II general transcription initiation factor activity; TBP-class protein binding. The record is from RefSeq and is a predicted model, not a curated record. The transcript is spliced from 13 exons. Gene Ontology annotation, cellular component: transcription factor TFIID complex. Gene Ontology annotation, biological process: RNA polymerase II preinitiation complex assembly; transcription by RNA polymerase II. Bases 1 to 3201 code for a protein of 1066 amino acids.
AUGGCUGGCCAAGAGGAGGAUAGCGUCAUCGCCACUCUUACUGGCUUCUCGCUGGAUAAUGUUCUCUCUGGGCUUGACUUGCCGACAGGACCUGGUCUCUCUAACCAACUUGGCAUUUCUGGAGUCCCCUCCAUCAGCGCGAAGCAGAUCUAUAACGACAGAUGGGACGAAGAUGAGGAAGUGGUUGGGCCAGGAGAGGGCGAGGACUGGGAAGAUGAGGUAGACAGGGAGCUAGCAGAGGAGGACGAACACGCUGGGCCGGUCAAGAUGGAGGUGGUGUCUCCACAGGUGGGCCCGAAGCAGAGACGCAAGCGAAUCAUACGAAGGCUCGUCGAGCGACCGAAGACUGUAUACGAGCGGUUUCCUACUUUUGAGAAGGACAAGAUCCUGGACUUCACAGAGUUGUUCAAAGGAGUGACUGUCCAUAAGUCUCGUAUAUCCAAGCGACCCUUCACCGUGGAGUCUGUGUAUCCAAGGAAGAAGGACGUCCCGAAGAACUUCCUUCAAGCUAUCGUAGGAGAUACGGAGCGGCAGGUGGAGAGUAAGCGGGUGGAGCAGGUAGUGGCAGCAGGGGAUGUUGAGUCAGAUCUCAGACGAGCUCUGCAGGCUCGCGGAACCUCAGAUGGUCUGCCAUCGCUCCCAUUCGAUGACCGGUCAUUCGAUCUAGUCAAUAUCACGAAUUGGGAUGAACAGAUCGUCUGGGAAGCCGACGACGACGCCAGAUCAUCCGCCGCUCCCCCGGAGAAUAACCUCACGACGCCGAUGAACAAGACGCUCGAGACUGGUCUAUGGACUCAAAGUAUCAUCUGGGGUCCCCGCGAGCCGUUCCGGGAUUUCACUCAGCUGGAGUUGCACGAGCAGGACAUGUUCCAGGAGGAAAAGCCAGCAGUGCUAGAGGUUGCUCGGCCACGCAAGCGGCUGCGUACAGACACUCAGCUGCCAAAGGACAAGUUUAACAUCUCAAACGACCAGUACUACGAGGUGUCGAAGGAUGGCGGCCGUCACCGCGUCCGCCAAACCUUCGGGCAGCUUGUCGUCGAGCACGCAUAUCCUGCGCAGAAGCUGCAGCUUCCCUUCUACAAGACAAGACUGUCGAAACAAGAAGCGCGAUCCUUCCACCGACCCGCCCUUCAGUUCCCUCUCAACAUCGAGAUGCACUUCAGCAAGGUCCGUACAGCGAAGAAGAAGAAAGACAGGGCAGGGCGCAAAGUUGGCAAAGGUGGCGACAUCGGCGAAGGGUUGCACCGUACUGGUGAUCUCAGCCUCCGCGACACCAGCAACUUCGUGCUGUGGGAGUUCUCCGAGGAGCACCCGCCCAUCAUCUCGAACUUCGGGAUGGGCAGCAUUCUCGUCAACUACUACCGGAAGAAGAACGAGAAAGACGAUUAUAUACCGAAGAGUGACCUUGGAGAGCCAAUCGUCAUCGAGCCUCAGGACGAGUCGCCGUUCAUGAAGUUUGGCUCUGUCUAUCCAGGGCAGACAGUGCCGGCGCUCUACAAUAACCUCGUUCGAGCCCCACUCUUUCGACAUAAGGCAUAUCCCACGGACUUCCUGGUCAUCCGCACGAGCACCAAAGGAGAGACCAAAUACUACAUCCGAGAGAUAUCUAACCUCUUUGUGGUCGGACAGACUUAUCCCAUCACGGAAGUCCCGGGACCUCAUUCGCGCAAGAUAACGAACACGAUCAAGCAGCGCCUCCAGAUCAUCGCGUUCAAACUACUCGAGAAGAGCACUGAGAAGCGGCUCAAGAUCUCUCGCUUGAUGAAGUACUUCCCCGAUCAGAAUGAACUGCAGAUGCGACAACGUCUAAAGGAAUUUAUGGAGUACCAUAGACGUGGGCAGCAUCAGGGUUUCUGGCGUCUAAAGGGCAACUGGACAAUCCCUUCGUAUACCGAUAUGCUCAAGAUGGUCACCCCAGAGCAAGUCGUCCUGUCGGAGAGUAUGCAGGUCGGCCAGCGUCAUCUCCAGGACUCGGGUUACAGCUACAACGGCGAGGUCGCAGAGGAAGACGAGGGCAACCUCUCGAUCGAGCAGCAGCUUGCGCCGUGGAUCACGACGAAGAACUUCUUGUUCGCGACGCAGGCCAAAGCGAUGCUGAAGCUCCACGGAGAAGGCGACCCUACUGGCCGUGGUGAGGCGUUCAGCUUCAUCCGCGUCUCCAUGAAGGACAUCUUCGUGAAGGCCGGUGAGGACUACGAGCAGAAGCUUGCCGAGGCCGAGAGCCGUCCCAAAUCCGCACACAGGUACAACGUCGCCGAGCAGCAGCAGAUAUACAAGUCCGAGAUCGAGCGCAUUUGGAAAGCGCAGUUUGAUUCGCUCAGCCGCAAGGACGAGCCUGAGCUCUCGGAGGACGAGGAGGACAAGAAAGCCCCAGCAGCGGAUAAGAAGCCGCAGCGCAAGCAGUCCAUUUUCGAGGGCUACUACCCGGCGCAGUCGGGCAUCAUCCGUAUUGAGACGCCUGCGCCGGUCUCUCCGACGUACAGCCGGGGCUCGUCGUUGGCGCGGGAUGUCGCGCGUGAUGGCAGCAUGGGUCCAGACGCAAGGAGGGUGCUCAGGAUCAGGCGGUUAGUGGGGGGCGAGUGGCAGACCGAGAUUGUUCGAGAUGCUGCGGUCAUCCAGGCUUACGUGAAGAAGCGGCAGGCGAUCGAGGAGGAGAACACGACUGCCGACGCUCUUGCGCCCACCGGCGAUGCUGACCGCGACAGGCGAGCGAAGAAGAGGAUUGAGGAGGAAAUUGCACGGAUGAAGAAGAAUCAGGAACGUCGUCUGCAUCGGAAGAACGCGAAGAUUGUCAAGGAAGGCGGGACGCCGCUGCAACUCAGUCGUCCUAUCAAACCCGACACCACUCGUCGUUGCGGGCAUUGCGGUCAGAUGGGACACAUGAAAACGAAUCGCAAGUGUCCUCGAUGGGCAGAGUUCAACCAGGGCACAACGCCCCUGCCAACACCCUCCGCAGCCUCUCCUCCCGCGACGUCCCCCACAGGCACGAGCGGCAGCUUCAACUUUGGUGCUGGGUCUGAGGCCUUGUUCUCUCCCGCGGCGUCCAGUUCGCUUCGCGCGGGACCUUCGCUCAGCUUCCCUGGCUCCCAUGGGCCCUCGCCUCUUGCGACAAGUCCGCCGAUGGUACCGGAUGACGAGGACGAGAUGCCGGCAACGCCUUCAGGCGCUCCCAAGAUCAAGCUGACGCUCAAAAAGUCGUGA